AUGUCUAUAAGAACAUCAUCAACGUAUCUCCGCCAACACCUCAUUAGCUCAACAGAUGAGGUAGAGGUGUUGGACCUAACAUCAUCAACGUAUCUCCACCAACACCUCGUUAGCUCAUCAGAUGAGGUAGAGGUGUUGGAAUUAACAUCAUCAACGUAUCUCCGCCAACACCUCGUUAGCUCAUCAGAUGAGGUAGAGGUGUUGGACUUAACAUCAUCAACGUAUCUCCGCCAACACCUCGUUAGCUCAUCAGAUGAGGUAGAGGUGUUGGACUUAACGUCAUCAACGUAUCUCCACCAACACCUCGUUAGCUCAUCAGAUGAGGUAGAGGUGUUGUGCUUAACGUCAUCAACGUAUCUCCACCAACACCUCGUUAGCUCAUCAGAUGAGGUAGAGGUGUUGGACUUAACAUCAUCAACGUAUCUCCACCAACAUCUCGUUAGCUCAUCAGAUGAGGUAGAGGUGUUGGACUUAACGUCAUCAACGUAUCUCCACCAACACCUCGUUAGCUCAUCAGAUGAGGUAGAGGUGUUGGACUUAACAUCAUCAACGUAUCUCCACCAACAUCUCGUUAGCUCAUCAGAUGAGGUAGAGGUGUUGGACUUUACGUCAUCAACGUAUCUCCACCAACACCUCGUUAGCUCAUCAGAUGAGGUAGAGGUGUUGUGCUUAACGUCAUCAACGUAUCUCCACCAACACCUCGUUAGCUCAUCAGAUGAGGUAGAGGUGUUGUGCUUAUCAUCAUCAAUGUAUCUCCACCAACACCUCGUUAGCUCAUCAGAUGUGGUAGGGGUGUUGGACUUAACAUCAUCAACGUAUCUUCACCAACACCUCGUUAGCUCAUCAGAUGAGGUAGAGGUGUUGGACUUAACGUCAUCAACGUAUCUCCACCAACACCUCGUUAGCUCAUCAGAUGAGGUAGAGGUGUUGGACUUAACAUCAUCAACGUAUCUCCACCAACACCUCGUUAGCUCAUCAGAUGAGGUAGAGGUGUUGUGCUUAUCGUCAUCAACGUAUCUCCACCAACACCUCGUUAGCUCAUCAGGUGGAAGUUGUAUCCAGAGUUCCUCGGAGGGACAUCUUGGUGUAUAUUCAGAAUAUUAUGCACAAGGUCAUGGCGUCACGCAGGAUUCUUCAAGAGAAAACCAUUUUACUGGAAAUAUCUAUCAGAGACUUGACCUUCGAGAUACAUCAUUGGGUCCCUCUCAUCCUCAACAGUCUUUCGGCAAGUCACAUACUGUUACCACAAUAAGACAUCACAGCGUGGAUACAUCCUCAGAUCCAUCUAACCCGGGGAGAUCACUCUCCGGUCAUUUGGACACACAUACAGGUGAUAUUUAUUCAGAAAUCAAUCGUCCUUCUAGAUCAGAAUCAUCUCCUGCUGUAGCUCAAAGCACCCACGCACAGGUGCGUCUUUUCCCAUGUUCACAGUGCGGGAAAAGUUUCACUCGAGGACAACACCUUCUUAGACACCAGAGAAGUCACACGGGGGAGCGUCCUUUUCAGUGUUCAGACUGUGGGAGAAGUUUUACUCAGAAAGGAGACCUUUUUAGACACCAGAAAAUCCACAUGGGUGAGCGCCCUUUUUCCUGUACAGAAUGCGGGAAAUCUUACGUCCAGAAGGUAAACCUUCUUAGACAUCAAAAAAUUCACACGGGGGAACGCCCUUUUUCCUGUCCAGAGUGCGGAAAAUCUUACGUCCAGAAAGUCAACCUUCUAAAACACCAGAAAACGCACACAGACAAACAUCCUUUACCAUGUUUAGAGUGUGGGAAAAGUUUUACUGGGAAAGGGGACCUUCUUAAACACCAGCGAGAUCACGCUGGCGAUCAUCCCUUCUCAUGUUCGGAGUGUGGGAAAUAUUUCAAGGAGAAAGCAAAACUUCUUCGACACCAAAGAAGUCACACAGGUGAGCGCCCUUUUCGGUGUUCAGAGUGCGGGAAAGGCUUCAUUCAGAAAGGAGAUCUUCUCAGACACCAGAAAAUUCACACGGGGGAGCACCCUUUCUCAUGUUUAGAAUGCGGGAAAUCUUAUGUUCAGAAAGGCCACCUUCUUAUACACCAGAGAAGUCACACGGGCGAGCGUCCCUUUUCCUGUCCAGAGUGCGGGAAAAGUUUCGCGGACGUAGGACUCCUGCACAGGCAUCAGAAAAUUCACACAGGGGAGCGGCCUUUUUCCUGUACCGAGUGUGGGAAAUGUUUUAAUCAAAAAGUAAUACUUCUGAGGCACCAGAGGGUUCACAAUCGCAGGAACCACACGGGUGAGCGUCCUUUUUCCUGUCCCGAGUGUGGGAAAAGCUUCACUCGGAAACAAUACCUUCUUAGACAUCAGAAGACUCACACAAAUGAGCGUCCUUUUCAGUGCCCAGAGUGCGGGAAAGGUUUUAUCGAGAAAGGGGACCUUUCUAGGCACCAAAAGAUUCACACGGGGGAACAUCCCUUUUCCUGCCCAGAAUGCGGGAAGUCUUUUAUUCAGAAAGGGGACUUUAACAGACACCUUAGAAUUCACACAGGCGAGCACCUUUUUUCAUGUCCGCGUCCCUUUUCCUGCGCAGAGUGCGGGAGCAGUUUUAAUCAAAAGGGAAGCCUUCUUAGGCACCAGAGGAUUCACAAGGGCGAGCGGCCUUUUCCGUGUUCGGAGUGCGGGAAAUGUUUCUCUCAGAAAUCAGACCUUCGCAAACACCAGAAGAUCCACUGAGCGCGCAUCCUGUUUUGCACUGAAAUCUGACUGCACAUCAAACACC
Nanorana parkeri is the source of this 2743-nucleotide messenger RNA. RefSeq names its product zinc finger protein 605-like. The coding region runs from base 1 to 2697 and encodes 898 amino acids. Lineage: Eukaryota; Metazoa; Chordata; Amphibia; Anura; Dicroglossidae. The record is from RefSeq and is a predicted model, not a curated record. The transcript is spliced from 4 exons.